AUGGUGGGGAGGGAAUCGCAUUUCCACGACUCGGCCCCGACCACCACGUCGCCAAGCUCCCCGGCCAGAGGCAAGGGCGUCGCUUUUGCGAGCAAUGACGGCACUCGUCCACCGCGGCCGCCAGUCUGCGGCGAGCGUCGACACGCGGCUGCGUCUGUGGGCGACGACGACUCGGGCGACGACGAGCUGAUGAACACGCUGCUGUCCGUCUCGUCUUCAGGCCACUCGACGGCCAUGACGUCGGCCACCACCUACGACGACCGACCCAGUGCUGAGACGCCCACUGCCAGCCCGCCCUGCGCCCAUCCCACCCUCUCGCUGCUCGAGCUCGUCUCCAACACGGCCUCGUCGUCGGCCCUGCCCGACAGCUUCGACGUCAGCGUCUCCCGCAAGGGCGCCUAUGUCGCCGUCUACUCGGCCGCCAAUCUGUUUCUGAUCAAGACGCUGGAGCUGCCGCGGCUGUGGGCGCGCACAUUGCAGGUCAAGCGCAAGCCCGUUGCAAUUGACGUCACAGAGGAUGGCUUCCUCUUGGCCGUGCUGUCACGGCCCUCCCAGGUCGACCUCUACGAGAUACACGGCGAGGGGCACAAUCAGAUCAAGAAGAGACGGACCAUUAUGCUGGUACACGAGGCUAGCUCCGUCGUCGUCUCGCCCGACGCGCGCAUACUCAUCACGGGCAACAAAUUUGGCAUCGAAGUCAUAGCCAUCGGGCCAGAAGUGCCGGAUACCUUGCGACGCACGCUUUCGGGGCCUGCAGGCGAUGCGCUGGAAUUCUCCGACGACGGCAGGACUCUGCUCAUCACGGGAUACGCAAGAAAGUCGGAUGGGUCUGCCUUGUUUGUUCUGCCUGGCUUGUAUGAUGGGCCGCUUACAGAGGAGGGAGAGCCAAUACCACAACCGCCCGAAACUGCAUGGACAGGCUCAGUGCUGUUCCCCGAGACGGCGAGGAUUGCCCGGCAGGCCACGCUUCUCCCAGAUGCAGACACGGGCACCUUCAGCGAGUUGUUUGCCUUCAACGCCGAGGAAGAUUCCUGGGGCAUCUACGACAUUGCCUGCCAGCGCUUCACGCAGAGGAAAAUGUUUCUUCCCGACCACCAACGCUGGACACGCUCCGAGUUUGUCGACGACGCCAUGCCCGCCGUAUCACCCAAUGCCGACUUGGCAGCCGUUGCUCUGCGCAUACAGGGCAUGACCAACAUUUGGAUCUACCAGGUCCCUGGGUGGGAGUGGAAUCCAAUUGAAAAGUCCAAAUCGGACGCUCCCAUUCAGCCUUGCUUUUGCAUACCAAUACCAAACGACAAUGCGGGAACGCUGCAGGAGAUUUGCGUGUUGAGGUGGGUCAGGCUGGAUGCCAAUGUCCAACGACUUGUGGCUGUGGGUAACUCGAGCAUUGUUCCUGAUGAAAGUGAGGUCCUUGGAGCGCAGCUGGGAUCAAAGGGAGUGCUUAUAGUUCUUGACUUUGACAAGACGAAACCUCUUGAGAGCGUUCCGCCAACACCCUUGAAGACGGAGUACGACCUCGAUCCGCUGUGUCCUGGAGAGAUGCUACCAGAAGGAUCGAUUGAUUUUGAUAGAGAAGUCGAAUUGGUACGAACAAGGACGAUUGCCCAGCGCAGAGCGCAGGACCGCAAUCAAGCAGUGACGCGGAGGAAUUCGAGGAUCGGGUCCACGCCUGUUCAGCGCGCAAAUACCUCUGCUGCGAAUCGGCACGCCCCGCGGCCCUCGAUUGCAUCUGACGAGUCUGAGGAAUUGACACCGGAGGAGGCACAGGCCAUGUUUGAAGCACCAUACGACAACCAGCAACCAAGAUCGCAAAUGUCGCUCGCUAGAGCUGCUACUGUGGCAGCAGUAUCCCCUGCAAAUCGUCGUCAUUUACGGGCCCUGCCGCUUAGACCUCUAGAGUAUCGCCGGGCUGAUGGACAGCGGGAGCUGCCGCACGAGAGUGACGCCGAUAAUUGGGUACCACCACCACCUGCAUAUACGGCAACGGCAGCAGCGGCGGAAAGCGUCAGCUUGAGCCAUCCCGAUGCGCCUCCAGUUCCACGGCUGCCUCAGGCACAUUCGUCGUCUUCUGAAUCUUCUGCUCCCGCCUUGUCUGCCACUGUCAAUCCCUCGCAAAUCUCCCCACAGCCAUUCCAGCCGUUCCAGCAUCGCCAGCCAUCAGUCUCUUCAAGCAAUGUAUCCUUGCCUAUAUCUCAUGAACCAGAGCACCGACCGUCCCUGGUUCAUCCAUCGACCUAUCCCAGCCGACAGUCAUUGGACUCGACGCGAAGAAGACAAAAUUCAGCGACGCGCUCGUCAGCAGACCAAAUGUCGUACAACCCCUUGCCCACACAUCGCUCGCCGCCCCAGCGCCUGGCAGCAAGAAACCCAGUUCCAGCUCAUAACAACCUCGACCUUUAUUUGCCUCCGUCGGCACCGUCGAGCUCACCAGAUCAAUCUGUACGCCGCGUUUCUGCACCACAGGUGCAACGCCGGCCUGUUCCCCAAAGCGCAUUUGCCUCUAUGAAUUAUGCCAACACAUCACUGCCAAUGAGCGGAAGCACUGUAGACGCCAGAAUGGCUCUACCGCCGCUUAUCCCGCCGACCAGCCAACACGUGGCCGCGCACCAAUAUCUCGUCAGUGCACCUGCGUGCGCCAACGUGCAUACGAGCGAUGGGAGAAGCCUGCGGCGUCAGCACGUGGGUGGUGUAGCUGGGUCGGGGGCAGUCAUGCACGGAGCCGCGCAUGACGCCAGGGUGGAUGGACCAUCUGAUUUAGCUGCUCUGGCCCCGAGCGAUGCAAGGGAUAAGGGGAAGAAGGCCAAGAAGAAGAUGGCAUGUCAUGUCAUGUGAGGGGUGGGUUGGAAUACGUAUUUGUGCAGAUGAUGAUGAUGUGUGUGUGUGUGUAUGUGUGGCUGUGCAACGUCAUAUAGACAGGAAGGAGGGGCGGGUUAUACAAGGCAUUAUGGAAAGACGGGAAAGAAAGAAAG
Messenger RNA from Exserohilum turcica Et28A, 2972 nucleotides. RefSeq lists its product as uncharacterized. The transcript has a single exon. Gene Ontology annotation, molecular function: protein binding. Bases 1 to 2835 code for a protein of 944 amino acids. The record is from RefSeq and is a predicted model, not a curated record. NCBI's taxonomy places the organism in Eukaryota, Fungi, Ascomycota, Dothideomycetes, Pleosporales, Pleosporaceae.